GCGUCAAAUAAUUGAAGAGUGGAGACAACAUUGUUUAAGAAAUGGAGAUUGGUGAGGGGAGGGAGAUUGGAAGAGAGGCUCAACAAGGAAGAGGGAGUAGAAGAGUUGCUGCAAUUAAUAUUGGCCCAGAUCAUCACACCACUCAUGUUGAUUCAAAAGAGAACAAGUUAGAUAACCAAGAUGACCCACUCAAGGAACCAGGAUGGAAAAGGUUUAUAGCCCAUGUUGGACCUGGGUUUCUUGUUUCCCUAGCUUAUCUUGAUCCUGGCAACUUGCAAACGGAUCUGCAAGCGGGAGCCAGUGACAAAUAUGAGCUUCUGUGGGUCAUACUAAUUGGGCUCGUCUUUGCGCUUAUUAUACAAUCAUUAGCAGCUAAUCUUGGAGUAACAACAGGGAGGCACCUUGCUGAACUAUGUAAGAGUGAAUAUCCCAAAUACGUGAAGUUUUGCCUAUGGUUGCUGGCUGAAGUGGCCGUGAUUGCCGCGGAUAUCCCUGAAGUGAUAGGUACAGCGUUUGCUCUCAACAUAUUGUUUCACAUCCCAGUGUGGUCGGGGGUCCUGAUCACGGGGCUCAGCACUCUCUUGCUUCUCGGAUUACAAAGAUAUGGGGUCCGAAAGCUUGAGCUCGUGAUAAGUAUGCUGGUGUUCGCCAUGGCGGCCUGCUACUUCGGAGAGAUGAGCUAUGUGAAGCCGCCUGCAGCGGAGGUGGUGAAGGGGCUUUUCAUCCCUAAGCUGAAUGGAAAUAGUGCAACCGCAGAUGCUAUUGCCCUCCUCGGCGCUCUCGUCAUGCCGCAUAAUCUGUUUUUACAUUCUGCUCUUGUUUUGUCGAGAAAGACCCCGCCGUCCGUUAAAGGAAUCAAGGAUGCGUGCAGGUAUUUCCUUCUAGAAAGCGGCUUUGCGCUGUUCGUGGCGCUGCUUAUCAACAUCGCUGUCGUCUCUGUCUCCGGCGCCGUCUGCUCAUCCAAUACCCUCUCCGCAGAGAACUCCGAUCGAUGCGGCGAUCUCACUCUCAAUUCGGCUUCUUUCUUGCUCAAGAAUGUCUUAGGAAGAUCAAGCUCAACAGUGUACGCGAUUGCGCUGCUAGCUUCUGGACAAAGCUCUACCAUAACCGGCACAUACGCGGGUCAAUUCAUCAUGCAGGGGUUCUUGGACCUUAAGAUGAAGAAGUGGUUAAGAAAUCUCAUGACGCGGUGCAUCGCGAUUACUCCUAGCCUGAUCGUCUCCCUCAUCGGCGGUUCUUCUGGAGCAGGCCGACUUAUCAUCAUCGCAUCGAUGAUACUCUCUUUUGAGCUUCCAUUUGCACUCAUCCCUCUACUAAAAUUCAGCAGUAGUCGCACCAAGAUGGGGCCACACAAGAACUCAAUCUAUAUUAUCGUGAUAUCGUGGAUUCUCGGAUUAGGCAUCAUAGGAAUCAACAUUUAUUUCUUGAGCACAAGUUUUGUAGGGUGGCUCAUCCAUAGUACACUCCCUAAGGCUGCGAAUGUAAUGAUUGGGAUGAUAGUGUUUCCUCUUAUGGCAAUAUACAUUAUUGCUAUAGUCUACCUCACAUUUAGGAAGGACACUGUCGUGACAUUUAUCGCCAAUGGUUCCGAUCCGGCACAAGUCGAGAUGGGGAAAGGGGUUCACCAAUGCAGAAACGAUCAGGACGGAAACGAGGUCGUGCCGUACCGAGAGGACCUUGCAGAUAUCCCCCUUCCCGAAUGAACUGAAACCGAACUGUACAGAUGUGCAGCAGGGCGGUGAAGGACUUGGAAAAGAAAGUGAAUAAAAUAUGUAAUAUCGUGUUAACUGGUUUGUCGAUUACUAUUCUGAACAAACUUUGAAUGUUUUCUUAUAUAUGUAAAAAAUAGUUAUAGCAGUUUCUUCUCUUUAUUUCUUUCCUCUUUGGAGAAAAUAGGGCGAAAAAACUCUAUUUCCAUUACAUGUUGAUAAAAUAAAAGGUUGUGUUUUGUGAAAUUAAUUUACGCGGUCCUAUUUCAUGGACCGUAACAACCA
Molecule: messenger RNA, 1994 nt
Organism: Ananas comosus (pineapple)
Lineage: Eukaryota; Viridiplantae; Streptophyta; Magnoliopsida; Poales; Bromeliaceae
Product: metal transporter Nramp5-like
Exons: 13
Coding region: 42-1703 (553 amino acids)
Biological process (GO): metal ion transport
Cellular component (GO): membrane
Molecular function (GO): cadmium ion transmembrane transporter activity; manganese ion transmembrane transporter activity
Source: RefSeq, a predicted model, not a curated record